Molecule: messenger RNA, 1341 nt
Organism: Penicillium odoratum
Lineage: Eukaryota; Fungi; Ascomycota; Eurotiomycetes; Eurotiales; Aspergillaceae
Exons: 4
Coding region: 1-1341 (446 amino acids)
Molecular function (GO): oxidoreductase activity, acting on the CH-CH group of donors; flavin adenine dinucleotide binding
Source: RefSeq, a predicted model, not a curated record
AUGUCUGCAUCUGCACGAAUCCCUCCCAUCGCUUUGCCCUUCGUUAGUGAGCGGGCUAGGAAGACUCUUGACCUGGUCGAAGAAUUCGUCGAGAAAGAGUGCAUCCCCGCCGAAGGUGUCUUCUCCGCCCAGCUCGGCGAAGGCGAGCAGCGAUGGACCACCGUACCACCCGUUAUGGAGCAGCUGAAGGAAAAGGCCAAGAAGCUGGGCUUGUGGAACAUGUUCCUGGCCAAGAGUCACUUCAAACAAGGGGCUGGAUACAGUAACCUGGAGUAUGGAUUGAUGGCCGAGUUACUGGGAAAGAGCAAAAUUGCCUCAGAGGCUACCAACAAUGCUGCUCCUGAUACCGGUAACAUGGAGGUGAUUGCCAAGUACGGCAAUGAAGCCCAAAAGCAGCAGUGGCUGGCUCCCCUGCUGGAGGGUAAGAUCCGCUCUGCGUUCCUAAUGACAGAGCCGGAUGUCGCAUCCAGUGACGCGACAAACAUCGAGCUCAGCAUUCGUCGUGAGGGUAACGAAUAUGUACUAAAUGGUUCCAAAUGGUGGUCCUCUGGCGCCGGUGACCCCCGCUGCAAGAUCUACCUUGUAAUGGGCAAAUCCGACCCCUCAAACCCUGACACCUACAAACAGCAAUCCGUUGUCCUGGUGCCAGCCGGUCUCCCCGGUAUCUCCGUCAACAGGAUGCUACACGUCUACGGCUACGACGACGCACCCCACGGCCACGGUCACAUCACUUUCACCAACGUCCGCGUCCCUGUAUCCAACAUCGUCCUCGGUGAAGGCCGUGGUUUCGAAAUUAUCCAGGGUCGUCUCGGCCCCGGCCGAAUCCACCACUGCAUGCGAACCAUCGGCGCCGCCGAAAAGGCCCUCGAGUGGCUCAUCGCCCGUGUCAACGACGAGCGCAAGAAAACCUUCGGCCAGGCUCUAUCUGCACACGGUGUGAUUCUGGAGUGGAUUGCCAAGUCCCGGAUUGAGGUUGAUGCCGCGCGACUCGUGGUUCUGAAUGCUGCUAUUAAGAUCGACCAGGGUGAUGCUAAGGCUGCGCUGAAGGAGAUUGCCGAGGCGAAGGUUCUAGUGCCGCAGACUGCUUUAACCAUCAUUGAUCGGGCUGUUCAGGCUUAUGGUGCUGCGGGUGUUUGUCAGGAUACUCCGCUUGCGUAUUUGUGGGCGGGUAUUCGGACUCUGCGGAUUGCUGAUGGUCCGGAUGAGGUGCAUUUGCAGCAGCUUGGAAAGAGAGAGAAUAAGACGCGGAAGGAUGCUGUUUCUGCUAAGUUGAAGUGGCAGCAGCAGGAAUCGGAUCGCUUGCUUAUUGCUUCUGGCUUUAAGGCGAAGAGUCAUCUUUAG